CUUUAUAUACUGGGUAUGUAUGUAGGCAUGUUCUGAGAUUUUGAUUGUGGUGUCCAACCCACAACUAACUAGAAGACCUCGAGAUCCGGAUUAUAUAUUUGGAAGUCUGAGAAUAGCAGAAUUCCGAGUAUUUAUCUAGUUUCCUCUACUGAGAAACUAAACUUGUGGCUACGAAUCUUACGUUAUCGUUUACUGCAAAGUCUCAUAGGAUGGCCGGAUUGGAAAUCAUAGGAGCGAUAUCUGCUGUAUCGGCAUUGCUAGAAUCGACCAUCGGUCUUCUCAGCCGACUGCGAAAAACAUACGACGACCAGAAAAACUCCUCAAGAGUGCUCGGAGCUCACGUUGUGGAGAUUCAAGGAAUCUUGACUAUCCUCGAGCUCGUCAAGCAUGAAGCUAAUUUGCGCACUGCGGCUGUUCUUUCUGAGAUUGAGAACAUUCGUAAGAUAGCGAUGGAGCUGAUAGGUACCCUAGAAUCAAUGGUACCGGGAGACAAGAGUCAAGCACGGCGUUUUGCUCACCAAUUCUUCCAGGGAACCAAAGAGCAGGAGACACUCGCAAAGCUGAUGGAGCGGCUUGAGCACGCAAAGUCGAAUUUGGGUUUGGGUUUACAUGUUGCCCAUGUGGGAGUGACGCAGUUCGUAGGCGAUGAAGUUGCGAUAAACAUGGAGAUCUUGAAUCGAGUGGACGGGCUACUUCGCAAUGUAUUUGGAGAUGAUGGAGGUCUUAAGAUUGCAGAUAUGGUUAAGGGCCAUUGCCCCGAAAAAGAUGGACUGGUGCAUAUCAGGAGUGAAGAUCUCUCCUCAAGAACAGAUGGAAAUGUCAAAGACGCGGGUCAGGUUUCCAGUCGGGUGGUUUUGAAAAAUGUGACCCGAGACCAAGCGCUACAGAUCAAUGGACCCAUUGGAGAAAAGGGGUGGCGAGAAGUAUCUCAGCUGGAAAUUAGAGACAACGAAGCUGCUGGAAAUGGCCUUCAAGUCAACCAUGCGAUUUCUGAAGAUCUGUUUAUGCAAUUGCUGGCGCACAGAGACCGAAAUAAUAAGUCGGAUAGUACGCUGGGACCAGUUUUACAAGUAAGCGCUAGGCCUUCUGCUUCUGUUGGUGGUCGUCCUUGCGUUGUGCCGAAGAUAGAAAGUAGUGAGGUUAGCGAGUAAGCUCAGAAUAUGAUUGUAUAAUGAAAUAA
Molecule: messenger RNA, 1180 nt
Organism: Botrytis byssoidea
Lineage: Eukaryota; Fungi; Ascomycota; Leotiomycetes; Helotiales; Sclerotiniaceae
Exons: 3
Coding region: 210-1151 (313 amino acids)
Source: RefSeq, a predicted model, not a curated record